AGGAGCGUAGCCCGGGCGGAUUCAGCCCCACAAAAUGGGCGCAGUUUGCAAACAGCCCCCCGGCCUGGGCGCCGAGGGCCAGCGGCGGGCGGGGGCGCGCGGCGGCGGCUCCGGCCCGGGCCCGCCGCUCUCCUCCCCCCGGCGCCCGGAGCCGCCCUGACUUUCCGGGCGGGGGGGCGAGGCGGAGGGGGAGGGGAAGGCGGCGGCGGCGGGGAGCGGCUGCUUUUUCUUCUCUUUCGGGCCCUUUCUCGGCCUUCCUCCGCACCGACAGGGCCCGAGCACGGCCGGGGACCGCAGCCCGGCCGGGAGGGCGGGCGGGCGGGGGCAGAGGGUGAAGCCGCCCCCCCGCCCCGCACAAACAAGCACCGCCGUCUGCAGCCCGAACCCGCACCCAGGCCGCCACCCCCGGCCGCCUCUUUCCAGCCGGGGAGCGCGCUUCAGCCGCCCCACGCGCCGCCGCGGCGAGACGAGUCGGCUUCGCUACGGUGCUCGGUUCUCCCGCCGGCUCGGCGAGCGGUGGCGGCGGUGGCGGCGGCACUGGGAAAAUGGCGGCCGAGCUCCUUUUCCCUCCCCCCCUUUAAUCUGAAGCGGAGGGAGAAUGGAGCGAGCGAGCGAGCGGGCGAGCGCCGGGGACACGGGGAGGAGGGACAGCAGCGCCUCCGCCGGCUGCGGCUGCGGCGGCGAAGGGCCGCUCCACCCCGGCGCGCCGCCAGGGGGCGCCCGCGGCGCCGCCCCCGCGGGCCGCCAGGAGGCGCGGCCGCCGCCGCCUCAGUCAUGGCUCCUCGCCGUGGCCGAUGUUUUUGUACCUCCAUCUGCGGAGGCCGCGGGGCCCGGCCCCAGCUGCCCCGGACGUGCGGCGACGGCACGCAGCACUGCGGCAGGGGGGAGCCAUCCCUCGCUGCGGCCGAGAAAAGAUAUUCCAUGGCCAGCCAUGGUGGCUCACACCUGUAAUCCCAGCACUUUGAGCCAAUGUGAGAGUACUGCUUGAGCCCAGGAGUUUGAGAACAGCCCAGGCAAAACAUCAAGACCUCAUCUCUUCAAAAAAAAAAAAAUGUAGCCGGGGGUGGUGACAUACGCCUGUAGUCCAAACUACUCAGAGGCUGAGGCAGGAGGAUCACUUGAGCCCAGGAGGUCAAGGCUGCACUGAACCAUGAUCACGCCACUACACUCCAGCCUGGGCAACAGAGCAACACCCUGUCUCAAAAAAAGAAAAGAAAAAGGAAGGGAGAAAGGAAAGAAAGAAAAAAAGAAAAGGUAUUCCCUCUUACACACAACUCUGUACCCAUCCAUCUUUGUCUGUGUUCUCUCUACCUAGAAAAAGAGGACCAUCCCUUGUUACCACCAUUCCUUGUUCAUUCCUCUCUCCAAUCCACCUACAACUCAUGUUAUCCUCUUAUAUUCCACCACACCACUGUUAUCAUCUACUUAUUUCACUUGACAAUAAUGUACGCCGGGUGCGGUGGCUCACGCCUGUAAUCCCAGCACUCCGGAAGGCCAAAGUGGGCAGAUCACCUGAGGCCAGGAAUUCGAGACCAGCCUGGCCAACAUGGUGAAACCCCAUCUCUACUAA
Piliocolobus tephrosceles (Ugandan red Colobus) is the source of this 1570-nucleotide messenger RNA. Its product is annotated as translation initiation factor IF-2-like. The record is from RefSeq and is a predicted model, not a curated record. The transcript has 2 exons. NCBI's taxonomy places the organism in Eukaryota, Metazoa, Chordata, Mammalia, Primates, Cercopithecidae. The annotation marks the transcript as partial.